Messenger RNA from Funneliformis caledonium, 1272 nucleotides. Lineage: Eukaryota; Fungi; Glomeromycota; Glomeromycetes; Glomerales; Glomeraceae. The record is from the annotation of a GenBank genome assembly.
AUGACGGUAGAAACUAGUAAUUUAAAAAUCAAAAACUGGGAUGCUAUAAAAAAUCCAUUAUAUCCUGCUGAGGGUGCCGGUAACCAAACUUUUAGAUUUUAUAAUCUUCUUGGUGUAAUUUUAGGAGUUCCACUCUUCCUUAUUAUCUUCUAUCGAUUGAGUCUAUGGGUUUACCCUUUUCUAUUACUCCCACUUGGCUUGAUUAUUUUCGCUGGUUAUUUUCUUCGAUCUUCCAAGUAUGACUCCCCGUUUAAUAACAAGGUUCAACUUCCGGGCAAAAGACUUGAAGAAUAUAUUAGUAUAAAAGAUUCAUCAUUAGCUGCCUAUUCUGGUCGUAAUAAGAUUCCAAUGGAGAUCUUUUUUGAGAGUUAUUUUGAUGGAAAAAUUGAUCUUUGUGGCGAUGCUCUUGAAAUUUUUGAAGCUCGUCAUGAUUGGGCUUCAUUUGAAUUUACCAUGGGUCAAUUGAAAUAUUUUUUGACUCAAUGGAUACCUGAAACUUUGGUACAUUCUAAAAAACAAGACGAAGACCAAGUUAGAGAUCAUUAUGAUCGUGGUGAUGAUUUCUAUGCAGCAUUUUUAGGGCCCAGAAUGAUUUACACAUCUGGUAUUAUUUCAGAUAAUAAUAAACGUGAGACACUUGAAGAAAUUCAAGAUAAUAAAUUAAAACUUGUUUGUGAAAGGAUGCGUAUGAAAGCAGGUGAACGACAUUUGGAUAUUGGAUGUGGAUGGGGAACACUUGUAGCGUAUGCCGCCAAAAAUUAUGGUGUAAAUUCUACUGGUAUUACUCUUGGUCGUAACCAAACAGAAUUUGGUAACAAUCGAAUUAAAGAAUACGGUGUCAACGAACAACAGGCUCGUAUAGUUUGUAUGGAUUACCGUGAUAUACCUAAACGCCCGAGGUAUCACAAGAUUACUUGCCUUGAAAUGGCCGAACACGUUGGUGUUAAACUUUUCACAACCUUUCUAGAACAAGUUAGAGAUAUGCUUGAAGACGAUGGUUUAUUCUUCUUGCAAAUUGCUGGAUUACGGCGCACAUGGCAGUAUGAAGAUUUCAUAUGGGGAUUGUUUAUGGCCAAAUAUAUUUUUCCUGGUGCUGAUGCUUCUUGCCCUUUAGGAUGGGUGAUUGAUAAAUUGGAAGUUUCAGGAUUUGAAAUUUAUAGCGUUGAUACAAUUGGUGUACAUUAUUCAGGUACAAUUUGGCGCUGGUACCAAAAUUGGCUUAAAAAUAAGGACACAAUUACCGAAAAAUAUGGAAAGAGAUGGUAUCGGUAA